This is a messenger RNA of Penicillium lagena, 1233 nucleotides long. Its product is annotated as Zn(II)2Cys6 transcription factor domain-containing protein. Gene Ontology annotation, biological process: regulation of transcription by RNA polymerase II. The record is from RefSeq and is a predicted model, not a curated record. The transcript has 3 exons. Gene Ontology annotation, molecular function: DNA-binding transcription factor activity, RNA polymerase II-specific; zinc ion binding. NCBI's taxonomy places the organism in Eukaryota, Fungi, Ascomycota, Eurotiomycetes, Eurotiales, Aspergillaceae. The annotation marks the transcript as partial.
UCCCUCACAGCAAAGCUGGGCAUGGUCAUGGAUAAUCAAUCAGGAAUGGCUUCGACUUGUCCAAGAGAGGUACGGGAGGGUCGGACUCCGCGGAGGUCGAGAUUUGGCUGCCGAAAUUGCAAGCUUCGGAAAGUCAAGUGCGAUGAAGGCAAACCACAGUGCAAGAGAUGUAGCUCAUUCGGAAUAUUAUGCAACUUCAUGUCUAACAUCCCCGACCUCCAGCCCGUCGCCGCUGACACAGGGCGGCCAUUGGUGGUUCGAGGAAAAGCAGAGCUUCAGCCCCCUCUCACAAAUGCUGUAUGGGCAUCUGACGCGUGGACAACCUAUCAAUUGAACUCAAAAUGUCAAGACUUCAUAACCCGGUACCUUGGACGAAGUCUCAUUACCCCAGACGACCCCAAUAUGAUACAAGUUAAUCGCAGGCUCCUGAAACUAGCCUUCACCUACCCUUUCUUAAUGCACGCCUCCCUAGCUGUGGCGCUUACAUAUGACCGCCAUUUGAAUGGCCCCUUAGGUUGUCGUCGCACUCUAGAAGAGUGUUAUCACUGGUCUCAAAGCACAGUUCUCUUGAACAAGCGGCUAAGAGAACCGAUUGAAGCGAAUGAUAAGGAUCCGAUCUGGGGUACCGCGGCUGCCCUGGUUAUCUUAACCUUCUCGUCCCCUGAUGCAUGCACACCGGAACAAGCGUGGCCUCUAAAGUCCUCCGACUCCUCCGACUUGGACUGGUUGCGAAUGAGCAAGGGUAAAAUGUCAUUGUGGCACAUGGUUAACCCGCUGCGACCGGACAGCCUUUUCCACGUCAUGGCGACGACCUUUGCUCAUAUGCAUUCACCAUUUCCAGAGGGAGGCAUUGAUGGUAUACCAAGCGCGUUAUCUGCCGUGUGCAAUCUCAAAGACUCAUCUACGGCGGAAACUAAUCCGUAUUUCCAUGCUGCCUACGCGGUAUCCCAGCUCCUGGACCUUCCGGAUAGCGAGGUCACAACAGGUCAAACGUAUCUCUUCAUGCGGAGUAUUCAUGGCCCUUUCGAAGACUUGCUCCGGCAAAAGGACCCUGCAGCGCUAUUGUUGCUCUAUCUAUGGUACGGCAAAGCAAGUCGCGGUAUAUGGUGGGUUGAACUUAGGGCUAGAGUGGAAUGUCCUUCUAUUUGCUUGUAUCUGCGACUAUAUCAUAAAGAGAAUGGUCCUAUACAGGCACUACUUCCGGGAGGAGCUCUCGCCGAUAGUUGGAAUUAG